GAUGGACAAACGUGCGGGCACUAAGACCGCAAGGCAUUCAUUUCCUCCUACGGUGGAUGCGGACGCCGGGAGGAGGCGAGCCCCACGGCGAGGAGCUGGGCGCCCAGGCACAGAGAGCACGUAGCGACUCCGAAGAGAUCAGCCCCAAUGAACAUGUCAGUGUUGACUUUACAAGAAUAUGAAUUCGAAAAGCAGUUCAACGAGAAUGAGGCCAUCCAGUGGAUGCAGGAAAACUGGAAGAAAUCUUUCCUGUUUUCUGCUUUGUACGCCGCCUUUAUCUUUGGUGGGAGGCACCUCAUGAACAAGCGGGCCAAGUUUGAACUGAGGAAGCCGUUAGUGCUCUGGUCUCUGACCCUUGCAGUCUUCAGUAUAUUCGGUGCUCUUCGAACUGGUGCUUAUAUGGUGUACAUUUUGAUGACCAAAGGCCUGAAGCAGUCAGUGUGUGACCAGAGUUUUUACAAUGGACCUGUCAGCAAAUUCUGGGCUUACGCAUUUGUACUAAGCAAAGCACCGGAACUAGGAGAUACAAUCUUCAUCAUUCUGAGGAAGCAGAAGCUGAUCUUCCUGCACUGGUACCACCACAUCACUGUGCUCCUCUACUCCUGGUACUCCUACAAAGACAUGGUGGCCGGGGGUGGCUGGUUCAUGACCAUGAACUACGGCGUGCACGCCGUGAUGUACUCUUACUAUGCCUUGCGGGCUGCGGGUUUCCGAGUCUCGCGGAAGUUUGCCAUGUUCAUCACCUUGUCCCAGAUCACUCAGAUGCUGAUGGGCUGUGUCAUUAACUACCUGGUCUUCUAUUGGAUGCAGCAGGACCAGUGUCACUCCCACUUCCAGAACAUCUUCUGGUCCUCACUCAUGUACCUCAGCUACCUUGUGCUCUUCUGCCAUUUCUUCUUUGAGGCCUACAUCGGCAAAAUGCGGAAAACAACGAAGGCUGAAUAGUGUUUGGCACGGAGGAGGAAACCAUAGCUCAGGGUCAUCCAGACAAACAAUAGACAAAAAGAAAAUGGCACAAGGAAUCACACAUGGUGCAGCUACAAACAAAACACACUAGCAGACACACACCCCGAGGCAGCUGAGGGAUGGCUAGGUCUGACUGAGCCCAGUAAGUUCAUGAUCCUUUUUGGGUGAGGACUCGCUGAGUGUAUGGUCAUCUCCACACACUGCUGCCCGAAGGCCCCAUCCCCUCAACCUGUCCACUGUAGAACCAAUGAGAACUCACAAGGGAGCCGGAGGCAGAGAGGGACCCAAGGGAGGCAAACAAAAGGCUAUUAACACUACACGGUUUAAAAAAAAAAAAAAGAAAAAACAUAUCUCCUAGGUGUUCUAGUUCUCUAAGGAUGAAAAACCAUUUGACUUUAAGAAACUGCGAGCACGUAGACACACAAUUCAUUCUCAUCUGUUUCCACCCCCAAACUGGAGCCCGUAGAAAAGAGACAAAUGGAAGAGACACGGGGUACAGAUCUAGAACAGCAGUGCUGUGGCAAAAAGCAAAGCCUUGUUCAGAAAGGUUAGUGGGCAAAGCCCUGUGAGAAGAGAAGUCUUAACCUUGUUUUAUUUAAACAGGUAAAAACAAAAAUGCAGUAUUUUUUUUCCUCUUACUACAUAGCCUCAUGCUAGUGAGUUUGCCCAGAAGCAAACGGGGCUCACGUCUUUUCCAAGGUUCUAGAUGGGAGGGUGAGAACCAGGCAUCCUGGGACCUCCCGAAGCCGCUGGGUCCCAGAGUGCAUCUGAUGGAGGAUCUAUGAUUUCUGCCCUCACGUGAGGUAGGAAGCCUUAUCCUGUGCUCAGCUGCCCCAGACUGAAGAGUCAAAUCACUCCCCCAACCCCUACCCUCAGUUGGGAAAGAAAGGGGAAAAGUGGAUGGGAAGAGAAGCCAGCCUGAAGUCAAUGCCGUAGACAGCACAUGCCCCUCCCUCCUUGACGUCACACACGCUCAUUCCUUUCCAGAUAAAACCCUGUGGCACAGUCCAUGUGUUCUAUAUUUUUGUGAAUUUCAAAAAGAAAACCUGCGAGACUUCCUGAUGUAGGGUGAACACUGUGUUUCUGCAUCAUCUGCACUUGCUCCCCAAGCAAUGUAGAGAUGUUUAAAGUGCCCUCUGCUGGCCGAAGGAGAUACUUCGACAAAUGUACUUCAUGGCAAGUUUGCCCGAAAACCAUCGACGACCAGGGCCCCCCCUAGAGACAUAUCCGUCAAAUUUUAGACACUAUGACACACUCUUCAUAAUUUUGGCCAAAUCAGAAGACAUUCUUCCUGCUUCAAGUCAGUUUCAGAAAUUUUUUUAAAAAGGAAUCUUUUGCUCUGGAACUCAGAAAACCAAUCUAUUAAGAGCCAUAUUCUUGAAACAAACAACAAAAAGGUAGAUAAUAUCUGUGUUAUUUCAGUCCUUUACAAGCCAAAUAAAUGUGUCAAUGUUCCUCGUAUUUCAAAGAAGCAAUUAUGUAAAGCUGUUCAAUGUGAUAUAAUAGUAUUCUAAUUGGUUAAGUAGCUUAAUGAUUAGGCAAACUAGUUGAAAAGAUUAGGGGCUGCUGCACUGCAUAGAUUACACACACAGAUACACACCUGUAUGCACACUUGUUGGGUACCUGAACUUCGAAGCCCAAAUGAAUAGAAACACAUUUUCUGGCUAGCAGAAAAAAAGAAAACUGUUGUUUAUCUUACUUGCUUUAUUUGAGAGUGUACAGUAAAAGGGAUUUUUUCAAAUUAUUUUUAUAUUAUUUUAGCUUUAAUUGUGCUGUCCUUCAUGAAACAGCUGCUCUGCUUUUCCUGUCAGAGAUGGCAAGGGCGUUCUCAGCCUUUUGUUUAUGUGCGGAACUUACAAAGAAUAAAGUUUUAUCCCAUUCUGU
Molecule: messenger RNA, 2850 nt
Organism: Ochotona curzoniae (black-lipped pika)
Lineage: Eukaryota; Metazoa; Chordata; Mammalia; Lagomorpha; Ochotonidae
Gene: ELOVL6
Product: ELOVL fatty acid elongase 6
Exons: 5
Coding region: 148-945 (265 amino acids)
Biological process (GO): sphingolipid biosynthetic process; fatty acid elongation, saturated fatty acid; fatty acid elongation, polyunsaturated fatty acid
Cellular component (GO): endoplasmic reticulum; endoplasmic reticulum membrane
Molecular function (GO): fatty acid elongase activity
Source: RefSeq, a predicted model, not a curated record